AUGGAUCCUCAAACCAGAGGUAAUUCGGCAUCGCAAUCUCGAGGAGAUGGUGAUGCGAGUGCGCGGUCAUCUAAUCCUGGAACGCCGUCAACAGGCCAGCCAAAAGUGCAGCAGCCUAAACCGCAGGCUCUCCCAAACCGAUCGGGUCCUUCAGCGAUUCUCGUGUCGACGCGACAGAAGGGCAACCCGAUCCUGAACCACAUUAAGCUUCUACCAUGGGAGUACGCCGAUAUUCCCGCAGAUUAUGUGAUUGGAACAACAGCAUGCGCUCUCUUUCUCUCACUGAAAUAUCACCGGCUCCACCCUGAAUACAUCUAUUCUCGAAUCCGACUCCUCGCUGGGAAGUACAACCUGCGCAUCGUGCUGGUAAUGGUGGAUAUUCCGAACCACGAAGAUGCCCUCAAGGAACUAUCAAAGACCUCGAUCAUCAAUAACCUCACACUGAUGCUAUGCUGGUCCGCCCCCGAGGCCGCACACUACCUUGAACUCUUCAAGUCCUCCGAACACGCCCAACCUACUGCAAUCCGCACGCAACAAGCACAGUCAUACAAGGAGUCUUUAGUGGAAUUUGUUACAGCACCGCGAAGCAUCAACAAGUCAGAUGCGGCAAGCUUGAUCUCGACAUUUGGAAGUUUGCAGAAUGCUGUGAACGCGCAACCGGAGCAGAUUAGCUCUGUUCCUGGCUGGGGCGAGAAGAAGGUUCAACAAUGGUGCAAUGCCAUCCGCGAAGACUUCAGGGUGGAAACUACAAAAAAGGCGUCUGCUCCAGUAUCAAGAAACCAGAAUAGACCGACGAGACCCCCGAGUGGGCUGGAUCAGAUGGCCAUGGAUGAAGAUGAUGACGAAGCAGUCUUACGAUCUGUGCUGGCUGAGAGCCGGCUCACAGCUGCCGCAUCUGCCACGACUCAGAGCCCAUCGAAGACAAUCCGGCCAGCCGAGGAGCUUGACGAGGGCAUUGCAGCUGCCCUGGCGAAGUUUCGGGAAUCCGGUGGAUGA
This is a messenger RNA of Penicillium cataractarum, 996 nucleotides long. RefSeq names its product DNA repair protein RAD10. Gene Ontology annotation, cellular component: ERCC4-ERCC1 complex; nucleus; nucleotide-excision repair factor 1 complex. The transcript has a single exon. Gene Ontology annotation, molecular function: damaged DNA binding; single-stranded DNA binding. Gene Ontology annotation, biological process: meiotic mismatch repair; mitotic recombination; UV-damage excision repair. The coding region runs from base 1 to 996 and encodes 331 amino acids. NCBI's taxonomy places the organism in Eukaryota, Fungi, Ascomycota, Eurotiomycetes, Eurotiales, Aspergillaceae. The record is from RefSeq and is a predicted model, not a curated record.